AUGGCUUCCGCCCCGACGGAUGCCUCAGGGCCCGUUGCCGCCCCGGCGUUUCCUGAUGGCACCAAGGACUACAAGCCGUUGCGGUCGUCCAAGUAUGACUUGAAGAAACCGCACAUUUCCGAGCUCCCUUUGACCUGGAGCAACUGGUAUAAGCACGUCAACUGGCUUAACACUACCUUCAUCCUAUUCAUUCCUUUAGCUGGGUUGAUCAGCACAUACUGGAUUGAUCUCCAGUUGAAGACGGCUCUCUUCGCCAUCUUCUACUAUUUCAAUGCCGGUCUCGGUAUUACAGCUGGAUAUCACCGACUUUGGGCUCACAGUUCCUUCAGGGCUUCGCUGCUUAUCAAGAUCUAUCUGGCUGCUAUGGGAGCUGCCGCUGUUCAAGGUUCUAUUAGGUGGUGGUCAAGGGGUCACCGUGCUCAUCACCGUUAUACGGAUACCGAGAAGGACCCUUACUCCGUCCGCAAAGGCCUCCUAUACUCUCACAUCGGCUGGAUGGUCAUGAAGCAGAACCCUAAGCGAAUUGGCCGAACCGACAUCUCCGACCUGAAUGACGACCCGGUUGUCGUCUGGCAGCACAAGCACUACAUCAAGUCUGUCAUCACAAUGUCUCUCGUUCUUCCGACCAUGGUCUGCGGUCUUGGUUGGGGUGACUGGUGGGGUGGAUUCAUCUAUGCUGGCAUCAUCCGAAUCUUUUUUAUCCAGCAGGCUACUUUCUGUGUCAACUCUCUCGCUCAUUGGCUCGGUGACCAGCCUUUCGACGACCGCAACUCUCCUCGUGACCACGUCAUCACCGCGCUUGUCACGCUCGGAGAGGGAUACCACAACUUCCACCACGAGUUCCCGUCUGACUACCGCAACGCUAUUGAGUGGUGGCAGUAUGACCCGACCAAGUGGAGCAUCUGGGCCUGGAAGAAGCUGGGUCUUGCCUACAACCUAAAGACAUUCCGCCAGAACGAAAUCGAGAAGGGUCGUCUCCAACAGAUGCAGAAGAAGCUCGACCAGAAGCGAUCCAGGUUGGACUGGGGUGUUCCUCUAGAGCAGCUACCUGUUAUAGACUGGGAUGACUACGUUAGCGAGUCCAAGAACGGCAAGGCUCUAGUUGCUAUUGCUGGUGUUAUCCACGACGUCACCGAUUUCAUCAAGGACCACCCAGGUGGCAAGGCUCUUAUCUCAUCCGGCAUUGGAAAGGACGCCACUGCUAUCUUCAACGGUGGUGUCUACGACCAUUCGAACGCUGCCCACAACCUUCUGUCUACCAUGCGUGUUGGUGUUCUUCGAGGAGGCUGUGAAGUCGAAAUCUGGAAGAAGGCACAUAUGGAGAAGGAAGGUGCCUUCGUUACCGACUCAUCUGGCCGACGUAUUGUCCGUGCUGGUGACCAAGUCACGAGAAUCUCCCAGCCUCUUGCCGGUGCCAAUGCGGCUUAA
Molecule: messenger RNA, 1428 nt
Organism: Daldinia childiae
Lineage: Eukaryota; Fungi; Ascomycota; Sordariomycetes; Xylariales; Hypoxylaceae
Product: Acyl-CoA desaturase
Exons: 2
Coding region: 1-1428 (475 amino acids)
Biological process (GO): unsaturated fatty acid biosynthetic process
Cellular component (GO): endoplasmic reticulum membrane
Molecular function (GO): heme binding; iron ion binding; stearoyl-CoA 9-desaturase activity
Source: RefSeq, a predicted model, not a curated record